AUGCCUCCUCCACCUGUGUCUCGCCUUAAAGCUACCAGUGUGGACAUCCACAGGACUCCUCAAAAUGCCCCUCCAGUGUUUGGGCAGCAGAGUGAGAGCAUGGGGAGCAAAGAGCAAGGUCCCGGCCGGGUGGUGACGCUGCUGGAGGACUGCGGGGCGUGCACGUGGGGUGUAGCCUAUGAAGUCCGUGGGGAGCAAAUCGCUGCAUCGCUCGAGUAUCUCAACAUGCGAGAAGCUGUCCUGGGAGGAUAUGACACCAAGCUGGUGAAGUUCCACCCUCAGGAGAAAGAUACAGAGGAACCCAUCCUGGCUCUUGUUUACAUUGCGACGCCCCAGAACCCUUCUUACCUUGGCCCAGCAUCUGAAGAAGACAUUGCAGCACAAAUCAUUGUCUCAAGUGGUUGUGCUGGCCAUAACAUUGAGUACCUGCUGAGACUGGCAGACUUUAUGCGCUACUUCUGUCCUCAAGCAGAGGACAAACAUCUCUUCUCCAUCGAAGAGGCUCUCGUUUCCAUCCUUCCCUGUCUAUACUACACAGAGGACUCUCUAGAAGAAAGUGCAAGUGUGCCUCAGAAGACUAAGAGUUGAAAUGGGAGAAUUUUUUUGCAGGGCUCAAUAGAAGGGACAUAAGGGAGAAGAAAGCAGUGGGGACAAUCUUAACUGAUGAAAUAUACUGGACUGAGUGAACAAAGGGACAAUUAGCAAGUAGUUGGGGAGGGAGGAAGUGGAGAGCAAAAUGCUUGCUAUAGGACUUGCAAUUAGUACCUGUUACACUCCUUUUCUGUAGCAUCACAAUACCCAUCACUGCCUUCCAGAUGAAGAGCUGGGAUCUUCACAGGAACUCUGCUCUGCAAGACUUGCUUCUGGGAAUCAAACCUGAGGCAUUCAUUUUCUUUAGAGAAAGAGGCUCAUCUAUUCUAAAUUGUUGCACUUUCUCUUUUUUUUCUUCUUUUUUCUUUGAAGACUAGUUGAGCAGGACUUGACUGGGUUUAAGCAGUAUAUAUGUAAUUCUACCUCAAAUUGGCAAAAAGCUGUUUGUGUGGUGGUGGAGACUUUGGCAGAUUCUGCCAAAUAAAAUAUUUUUUUUUUUUUCCCCUGCCUUGUCCCACCUCCAGUACAGUGACCUGACACUAAAUUUUAGAACGUUUGUGCAAUAUAAAAUGAACAGGCCUCUUUGUGCUCUUGUGGGUCCUACUUAUAUUGUGAAGGAUCACAGUAAUGCACUUAUUUUCUAAAAUGUCAUGCUGUAUUUAUUAUGUGUUAUAUUUCAUCUUAGGAGGGGUAUCUAAACUACUCACAUGCCGCAGUGGUACGCAGCCCACACUCAGCCUUGCAUUUGUGCCUUCUAGUUUCAAAUCUGUUUUCUGAGGAGCUAAGCCUCCUUUAAUGACAAGCUUUUUUCCAAGCUUCACUGUCCUUGUGCUGCUCCAGACGUAACUGACUCUGUAAGAAAUGCUCCUGCCUGUGUGGGAAGCCUGUGCUGCCUGCAGGAAAGCCAUCAGGAUUCAGGAGAGUUUUAACUGGCCCUGUACUGGAUAAACCUCUGGUGCUUGAGGAUGACGUGGGUUUCUGUAGAAUCAUUUCAGGGGUUCUAGUUUCGUGUAGGGGUGUCUCUGGCACACUUUCAUUUCACUGCAGAGGACCAUGACUGAGCAUACUUGUAAGUCUGUGAGCUGCUGAAAAGCCCGCCUUUAUCACGUUAAGCAGAGGCACUGCUGUGAGCUCUGACUUUUCAGCUUCACAUAUUAGCAGCAUGAAAACCCACAGUAUUUUGUGAGAAAACUGCUGCUGCUGCAACUGCAGCAAAACAGCUCUUGAGAGCUGACCCCUGGGACUGUUGGCUCCUCCCAAAUACCAUGUGUUUUUUUUAAUUAUAAAAAAGGCUAGGGACUGUUUGUAUUACUGUGGCUUGUAUGCAUAUGAAGUGGUAUGGUGCUGUGCCCAGUAAUAAAACAAACUGACAAAGUCAGUCUCAUGUA
Molecule: messenger RNA, 1979 nt
Organism: Cyanistes caeruleus (blue tit)
Lineage: Eukaryota; Metazoa; Chordata; Aves; Passeriformes; Paridae
Source: RefSeq, a predicted model, not a curated record